Messenger RNA from Schistosoma guineensis, 2735 nucleotides. Lineage: Eukaryota; Metazoa; Platyhelminthes; Trematoda; Strigeidida; Schistosomatidae. The record is from the annotation of a GenBank genome assembly.
CUGCCAUCAAAAAUAAACGAUGAAUAUGAAUCAUUGCACUAUCCUCAUAUAACGCCGCAACAAUACAACGCAUAAUAUACGGGUUUGUAUUCGUUCAAAAUAUUAGUUUUUUUAUUUCGUAUUACAAAGAGUAAAGUGCAUAUAAAUUAUUUUGUGUAAUACUGUUACACAAUUCGUUCAAAGUCCAACAUCACCCCGGAACAGAAACGGAUACAAAUACUAGAGUUACAGUUCGUAUAUAUACGCGCAUACACAAAAAAAUAGUCACCCACCUACCCACUUACGAACGCAUACAUACAUCGCACACAUAAGCACGAACACUGGCACAUAGUAAUUAAAAAAAAUACGUAAACCAUCAAGGAGAACGACAUUUUUAGAGCAAGAGAGAGAAAUAAAUACUUUAAUUAUUGUUGUUUUAAAAUCUGGUUAGUACUUACUGUUAUUUUAAUUGUUAUUAAUGGAGAUAUAUAUGUAUAUAAAUGUCAUUAAAAACACGGAGUAGUUAACCACUAAUAAAUCAACUCUGAAUACUUAUAAAUAUAUAUAAAAAAAUCUUUUUGAAAUUAAAAUUACAUUGGGUCAAAUUUGACUGGAACUUCUGUUAUCAUUGUAUGCUACUUGUAUCGGAUUUGGAAAUACCAUCAUUUUCUUUCCCAUUAAUCCAUAUAAUUUACCAACUGCUUAAAUACUAUCAUCAACAACCAACUUGAUAGCAAAGAAUCUGUCAGGUAAUAGCAUACACGACCACGAGGAAACAUUUGGAUCAUUUAUACUUACUACUAUUACUACUACCAAUAUUCACAAAUUAUUUCACAUGUUAUUUAGUUCAGAGUUAUUUUCUCGAAAGCCUUCGUCAGUGACUCAUUUGAUUCUAUUAUUCUUUACUAUAUAUUCUAUUCCGAUUAAAUUAAUUCAUGGGAGUUGUGAACCAGCUCAAUUUGUAAUUAUAUGUACCAAUGAAUUCCCAUCAAGUUCAUUUCUAAAUAAUUUAACUGGUAAAUAUGAAUUGAUUAUACAAAGUGUAAAAACUAAACUAGAAGUUAAAUCAUUUGAAAAAUAUCAAGGUGCACAAAUUAAACGUUUACAAAUCGAAAAAUCCACGAUUUAUUCAAUUGAACCGAAAUUUUUUAAUAUAUUUAGUCGUAAUAGUCUAGAACGUUUAUCAUUGAGUAAUGUCGAUGGUCCGUAUCGUUUGGAUGCUCAAUCUUUAGCUGGUCUAAGUGAAAAAUUAAAUACAUUACGUAUUAAUGAUCAUGCAUUAGAUAACAUUGAUGAUUUUGUUAUAUUAAAUAAAUUAACACGAUUAUAUCUUGUUCGAACACAUUUAACACAAUUACCAAAUAAUUUUAAACAAUUGUUAACACAUUUAGAAGACAUUAACUUAUCUGAAAACUUAUUAACUUAUAUACCAUGGAAAGAACUAGCUGAACGUAUACAAAAUGAUCAAUUUUUAAAAAUUCAACUAGGUAAAAAUUUAUGGAAUUGCGAUUGUAGUGUAAAACCAUUAAUCGAAUUGAAACCCGAAGCGAAAGCUAAAGUUUAUGAAUUUCGUUGUCAUGCCCCGGAAAACUUGAAAUCUCGCGAACUGACUGAAUUAACAGUUGAUGAUAUAUGUAAAGAAGAAUUAAGUCAAUCAGUGAUACCAUCGGAAGAUUUAUCAUCAAAUUAUAAUAUCGGUGUAUUCGAUCAGUAUCAACCAACUGGACAAGACAAUAGUAAUCAACAACAAAAUGGCGAUUUCGGUGAAACAUCUGGUCGUCAUGAUUUGAAACCAGUCAAUGCAGAUGGUAAUGAACAACAAUUGGCCACUGCUGGUAGUAGUGGUAUUUCCACUGAAAUGAUCAUUGUAAUUUGUGUUGUCAUAGCAUGUAUUAUUGUUAUCAUUAUAAGUUUAAUUGUUUAUUCGUCACGUAAACGUGCACAACGUAGAAAACAACAAGAGAGAAAUCUUGGUGUUUCACAUAAAACAAAUUCAUAUUGUGCUGUCAUUGAACAUAAUCCAUCAAGUCGUACACCAAGUGAAAAACAAGCCACUUCUCAAUCACCAUAUAAUAAUUAUUCUCGUGGUAUUUCACAGCCAGAGAAGGAACCUUUAGCUCAUGGCUAUGGUAAUUAUCGAGAUGGACGUUUGUAAAGGAAUGAAAAACAAACUGUUAGUAGUGAAGAUGGUGCUGAGAAUAGUGAUCCUUCCUCGUUUAUCUUGUUUUUACCAAAUUUUUUUCCGAUUGUUUCACAAAAUAAAAAUUAUCCCCACCUUACACAUAUAUUUUUUCACUAAUUAACAAGUAUACUCAUGUUUAAUUUAUGCUGAAUGGAAACUGAUUGUUUACGCUUCUCUUCUUUGAAAAAUUGCGAGAAUAGCAGAAAAUUAAAAUUUUUAAAAAUUCUAUUGACAUUUUCAUUCCACACUUCUCAUUCUAUUCAACGUUCCAAUUGAUCUAGUUAAUUUCUGAUUAAAACAACAGAAAAUGCCAAUAGCAAUAUCAUGCAACUCAAAUAGAUACAUAUGUUCGGACAGACUUAAACACUGGUAAAGAUCAAUUAGAUGAAAAACUGAUAUGAUAAUUUAGAUUAUUGAACUGUAUGUUAUAUGUAUUCAAUUAUUUUAUUGAAUAUCGAUUGAAAUAAGAUUUGGUUGUAACGUUAAUUGAAAUUCGACCUAUUUUAUUACAUUUUAGUCGUACUUUACACGAAUAAUUAUUCUGUAAAAUAUAACAUCUCUCUGUAUAUAUAUA